UGUUCCACUCGCGCAGGCGCAGUUCGAAUCGCCUCAGUUCUUCUCCGGCGGCCGGCACCAAUCCUUCAGCCGUGGAAUGGCGGAGGCGGAGGUGGGGGCGGCGGAGCUGUGCUGCAUCUCUCACGCGUUCGACCGCGCCGCUCGCCGGGACCCCGACCGCCUCGCCGUCAUCCACGCGCCGGCCUCAGGCGGCGACGGCGAGGAGCGCCGCUUCACCUGCGCGGACCUCCUCGCCGCCGUCGCCUCUCUCUCCCGCCGCAUCGCCGCCGCACAUGGCGGCACUCCCACCGACCGCCUCGAGCACCCAGGAUCUCGGGGCGGCGGCGCGGAGCCGAGGGUUGUCGGGGUGCACGCCUCGCCGUCGGUGGAGUACGUCGUCGCCGUCCUCGCCGUGCUCAGGUGCGGCGAGGCGUUCCUGCCGCUGGACCCGGCGUGGCCAGAGGAGAGGGUCUCGUCGGCCGUCUCGGCUUCCAACGCUGCCCUCGUCGUCUCAUCAGUUGGGUCGCAAGGAGCCCCCGUGUUUGAGAGCAGCCCUUGCCCUGUUCUGCACUUGGGUGGUGACAUCCGGCAAUGGUCUCGGGACGAAAAUGGUGGAGAGGACCUUGCCUGGCCGUGUGAGCGCGACAGACCCAGGAAGUUCUGCUAUGUGAUGUUUACCUCUGGUUCCACUGGGAAACCCAAGGGCGUUUGUGGCACCGAGAAAGGUCUUCUCAAUCGCUUUUCGUGGAUGCAAAGAAGGAAUCCUCUAUGUUCAGAUGAUGUGUUGUUGUUUAAGACAUCUAUCAGCUUUGUUGACCAUCUACAGGAGUUCCUUUCUGCGGCGUUGACUUGCACAACACUUGUCAUUCCUCCUCCCAGUGAGUGGAGAGCUAAUCCAGCAUCCUUGGCCAACUUGAUUAAGGUUUACCGGAUAUCAAGGAUGACUUUGGUUCCAUCACUUAUGGAGAUAAUACUACCUGCCCUGGCAAAAAAACUUCCUGAUGGCUGUAACCCACUUAAGAUCCUAAUAGUUAGCGGGGAACUUCUUUCAGUCUUGUUGUGGAAGAGGGUCUAUGAAGUUCUGCCAGAGACUACUAUCAUAAAUCUGUAUGGAACAACGGAGGUUUCUGGUGACUGUACAUUCUUUGACUGCAAAGAUUUGCCUACAAUUUUGGAGCGAGAAGACUUGAACAGUGUGCCAAUUGGAUUUCCUAUUUCAAAUUGUGAGGUUUCUCUUGUCACUGAAGAUGGACUUGGAGAUGAAGGUGAAAUCUCUGUCAGUGGAGCAUGCUUGUUUUCUGGCUAUUUAGCUGAUCCCAUGACAAGUAACGGCCUUGGCGACAAUGGAAUUUCAGCAUACUAUAAAACAGGUGACUUUGGUCGACGCCUAAAGACCGGUGAACUUAUUUUCCUUGGGAGAAAGGACCGUACCGUUAAGAUUUAUGGGCAGCGUUUCUCACUGGAGGAGGUAGAAUCCACCUUAAGGGAACAUCCUGAUGUCAGUGACGCUGCUGUUACUUUUCAAGGUAAUGGAUCUCUUGAUUUUAAGGCAUACCUGGUGCUGAAGAGUAACGAUGAAUUUCCGAAAUGUUAUAGUCGAUUAAAUUCUUCUCAAGAUAUCAUGGCACCACUUCGAAGUUGGCUCAUCAUGAAGCUUCCACUAGCUAUGGUUCCAAGGCUUUUUAUCCCCAUGGAAUCAUUGCCUUUGACUUUGUCAGGAAAGAUUGACUAUGCAAAGUUAUCUAGCUUGGAGUGGGCAUUGGGACCUUGUGAAAUUGAGUCAGAAAACAGUCCAGUUGAUGCUCAUAUGCAAGUUAUUAAAAAGGCAUUUUCUGAUGCCCUACUUGUUGAUGAAGUUUCCGAGUAUGAUGAUUUCUUUGCCUUGGGCGGUAACUCAAUUGCUGCUGCACAUGUGGCUCACAAGUUGGAGAUUGAUAUGAGACUACUUUAUAUCUAUACCACUCCUUCUAAGCUUUUGCAUGCUUUAUUUGUGGAGAGCAGUUGUGUCGUUUCUCCUACACAUGAGUUUCACAACAGGAAGAGGUUGAAAGUAUCAGCAAGCAUAUCAGGCUCCUUCGAUCCAGUUUCUGCACAUUUGGAUAAUAACUUACAUGGGAAAGGGAAUAUAGAUGAAGAAGGCAAACAUGAUCACUUUGCUGGGAAUCAUGUAAAUGAAACAGUUGGCCAGCUUAAUAAAAAUAUGAAUAAUGAUAGAUACCGGGUGAAAGAUCUCUGCUCAGAUGCAUGCUUGAAUGAUGGAAUUUUCAGUGGCAGCCCAUCGUCACCAUGGAUCCUAAAUUUUUACUUGCAAAAGAAGUGGUCUUUUGGUCGUUGCAAUAGAUUUAUGCAUGGUUAUGAAGGGAUCCUAAAAGUUGAAGAUUUUUGCACAUCUAUUCCAUACAACAAAAGAGGUUACCUCGUGAAACUUUGGGACAUUCUUCUGGAUUCAUGUGUUGAUGCUUCACCUUUGCUUGUUGUGAACAAUGGGAUGGUUAACAUUUUUAUUGGUUCUCAUUCACACUUGUUCCUCUGCAUUGAUGGUUGUAGCGGUUCAGUGAGGUGGAGUGUCAAAUUGGAAGGUCGUAUUGAGUGUUCUGCCGCAAUAACUGGUGAUUUCUCAGAGGUUGUCAUUGGAUGUUAUAAAGGGAAAAUUUACUUCCUUGAUAUGUCUACAGGAAAACUAUCCUGGACCUUUCAAACUGAUGGGGAGGUAAAAAUGCAACCAGUUGUGGACAGGACGAGGAACUUAAUAUGGUGUGGCUCCUAUGACCAUUACUUAUAUGCUUUAAAUUACAAAGAUCAUUGCUGCACUUACAAAAUUUCUUGUGGUGGAAGCAUUUAUGGUUCUCCUGCUGUAGACAUGGCACAAAACAUAAUCUAUGUCGCAUCUACGAGUGGCCUUGUGGCUGCAGUGUCAUUUGAGGAACCAUCAUUCAAGAUGAUUUGGCAAUAUGAAGCUGGUGCACCAAUAUUUGGUUCUCUCGCCUUAGAUCAUCAAAGUGGAAAAGUUAUUUGUUGCUUGGUGAAUGGCCUAGUUAUCGCAUUGAACUCACAAGGCACUGUUAUUUGGAAGGCAGCUGUUGGUGGUCCUAUUUUUGCUGGUGCAUGUUUGUCACCCACUCUCCCAUAUCAGGUGCUUAUACCUUCCCGUGAUGGCAGUUUAUACUCUUUCGAUAUUGCUUCUGGUGCCCUUCUUUGGGUAUACAAUGUUGGGGAUCCAAUUACUGCAUCUGCUUUUGUUGAUGAGCUGUUAACAUCAGAGUCAUUCGGACCAUCUGAGAGAUUUGCUUGUGUCUGCACGAGUUCUGGGAAGGUCCAUGUCAUCAGGAUUAGAGCUGAUGCUAAGCAGGAGCAAGCUGGCAGAGGUGUUAAAUAUGAGCAAUUGGUCCAAGGAUUGGCGUCCAUUGAUCUUCCAGGCGACAUAUUUUCAUCACCCUUGAUGAUUGGUGGACGCAUCUUUGUUGGAUGCAGAGAUGAUCGGUUGCAUUGUCUCACGGUCACCUCAUAGCUUCAAGCGAUUUCAUCGGAGGGGUUAUAAUUCGCCAUGCCUGGCUGGCCGCUCGACAUCAUGUCUUCUGUGACGAGCCUUUUCUUACUACUAAGGCGCAGGGCAAAGCACAGUGCGUGAUAGGACAUGAUGCCCCGAGGAAAGUAUUCUGAGUGGCCUGAUCAUUCGACGAUCGGCUAGGGAUGAGUGGAGGCUCCAUCUCCUGGUGGUUGGAUCUCCAAUGGUUACCUUGCACGUCUGCACAUGUAGAGCCUGCUCGCAACGCAAGGGCUGCCUGAUUACCUGAAGGCCAUUGAUCGAGUGAGUGCUUGCCUUCCAACCUCACGUUGCCAUCACGGGACUUGCAUUCACCCCACGUUAACCAUUGUUGGUACCCUGCAGGGCUGUUGAGUCAUGCUUUUGUUCCCUGUGUUCUCCCGACUUUAUCAGCGGUGACUGAACCGAAGCUGACUGUUUUGCCCGCAGCAAUAGGCAGAGGCUGUACAAUUGCUCACACACCAUGUCCGGUGUGAUGGGCAGAGAGCCGUUGAAAUUGAUGUAGAUAGACCAAUGCAAGCAGUGUUGUAGCUGCAGUUUCGUUCUACUUGCUGCACAGAAGCCAAAACUUUCAGUGAGGCGUAGUACAUUUAUACUAUUUUAUGUUUUGAUGGGACAAUGUCCCUCAAGAAAAUGUAUUAAAAUCAAUCCUACACUCUGAAUAUAGCAUGCGCAAGUUUACUUUGGAUUAGAAUUCUGUAUAUGUUUCCUUGUUCCAAUUUUCAAAGGGGGACUCUGUAAAAAAAGCUGACAAGUUGCAAUGACAUUGAAGCAGGCAUGAGUCUUAACAA
Messenger RNA from Setaria italica (foxtail millet), 4314 nucleotides. RefSeq names its product putative acyl-activating enzyme 19. The record is from RefSeq and is a predicted model, not a curated record. Gene Ontology annotation, molecular function: protein binding. The transcript is spliced from 17 exons. Gene Ontology annotation, biological process: amino acid activation for nonribosomal peptide biosynthetic process. Lineage: Eukaryota; Viridiplantae; Streptophyta; Magnoliopsida; Poales; Poaceae. The coding region runs from base 77 to 3487 and encodes 1136 amino acids.